UUGUAUUAGGCAUGCUGGCAAGAGAUGAAUAUUAUGGGUUGAAGGGAACAGAGCUGAGACAGUUUGACUGCAACCCAAAAGUGAAGAAGCAGCAACACAGUGUGAGCACUUCGAGUAAAGAUCAAAGCAACAGUAAAAAAUAAUCUGCAAAGGAUCCAAUGCAUUUUCUUUUACUGCUGUGGAUCUCGGGUUAAAAGCAAGAAAAAGACAAAAGAUUGACAGAGCUCACUUUGGGAUGCCAGGAGUCUACGAUACUUUCAGUUAGUUGCUAGAAAAAGAAAGAACCAUGUUUGUACUUUUUUGUAUUUUAAGUCUUAUUUACUGCUUACAUGGGCAAGUUUUAGACUCCAAGCUGAAAGGGAGUUCUCCCCGCUACAUCUGCAGUAUUCCUGGUUUGCCAGGCCCACAUGGGAAGCCCGGGCCAAAUGGAGCACCUGGGCCUCAAGGACGUAUUGGUCUGCCAGGACGGGAUGGCCGGGAUGGACGAAAAGGAGAGAAGGGAGAGAAAGGGGAACCAGGUCUAAAAGGAAAACCUGGCUCCACUGGAAAAAUAGGAGAUAAGGGAGACAGAGGACCAUCUGGUAAGAAGGGGCCUACAGGAGUGGGAGGCAGCAAAGGAAUCCCUGGCCCUGAAGGUCCUCAAGGACAGAAAGGUGACAGAGGUCAGCGAGGAAUGCCUGGGCUACCAGGAAUCUGUAAAUGUGGUGGCCUAGUGCCAAAGUCAGCCUUUACUGUUGGCAUUACAACCAGCUAUCCAGUGGAGAAAUUACCAAUAAUAUUUAAUAAAGUUAUUUUUAAUGAAGGAGGGCACUAUAACCCAAACACAGGAAAGUUCAUCUGUGCCUUUCCAGGGAUAUACUAUUUUACUUAUGACAUUACUCUAGCCAAUAAACACCUAGCCAUUGGCUUGGUGCACAAUGGACAGUAUCGGAUUAAGACAUUUGAUGCUAAUACAGGAAACCAUGAUGUGGCUUCUGGAUCUACAGUUAUCUAUGUGAAGUCAGAAGAUGAAGUCUGGCUGGAAAUCUUUUACAAUGAUCAGAAUGGCCUGUUUUCUGACCCCAACUGGUCUGACAGUCUGUUUUCAGGGUUCUUGUUGUAUGCGGACACUGAUUAUCUGGAUGCCAUUUCCGCAGAUGAAUUUUAAUGUAGCCGUGGUGCUUAGACCUUCAGAGACUCUACAAUGCAUUGUCUUAGCUGGCUGACAUGGUAAACACAUGUGAAAAUAAGAAACAUAUGUUGAAUCAAAAGGAAUUCCCUGCCACCUUGGUUGAAGCAAUGACAUGUCAAUGCUCCAAAUCUGCUUUAAGACACAUGGAGGGUUUUUAAGUAAUCAGCAAAAGUUGGGACACCUGUGCAAAUUGUUUGAUUCAAUUAGCAAGGCUUAAUUUACUUUAAUCGCGGCAGAACA
Molecule: messenger RNA, 1411 nt
Organism: Erpetoichthys calabaricus (reedfish)
Lineage: Eukaryota; Metazoa; Chordata; Cladistia; Polypteriformes; Polypteridae
Product: complement C1q tumor necrosis factor-related protein 7
Exons: 3
Coding region: 287-1147 (286 amino acids)
Molecular function (GO): protein binding
Source: RefSeq, a predicted model, not a curated record